Molecule: messenger RNA, 1566 nt
Organism: Lachancea lanzarotensis
Lineage: Eukaryota; Fungi; Ascomycota; Saccharomycetes; Saccharomycetales; Saccharomycetaceae
Gene: TPH3
Product: LALA0S06e01640g1_1
Exons: 1
Coding region: 1-1566 (521 amino acids)
Source: RefSeq, a predicted model, not a curated record
AUGAAAUCCGUAUUAGGACUGAAAUUACCAGGUAUUUCUUCGGAAACCACGUCCGAAAGGGCAUCUAAAGAGCGACUUUCAGAAUCAGGGAAGCCUCAAAACGAUGUCUGGGAACCGUUGAGACCUUUGCUAAUUUUAUUGGACUGUCAUCGGCGGAAAUCUUAUCUUUCGUGGACAGAUGUAGGUGAAAUAUUGCUGCAAGUGGGAGGCCAGUCAGAAGUGGUUCCGGUUGCUAGCGUGGCUCUGAGGGGUACGCAGCUACAAGUGGUGGUGCAGCCAGAGGCACACGAAUAUGAUAACUGCAUGUUGUUGGACGUAGCGAAUGGAGUUUCGCCCAUGAGUUGGAGAUUAGAACAGACGUCGCUCGUCUUGAACGAUGGAGCCUUGACGCUGUGGUGCCGUUCCUUGGAAGGGCAGGCAAACCUGCGUCUUCUCUACGAUAUGUGCAUGCUUGCAAGAUUCGAGCAUAUGUCGCUGUAUAAGGCGUUGACGGCAACUGUGAUCUCGACGCAUGGAAGUCAGAUAUCGGACAUUGCCGCUGUGUUGCUUGCUCAACACAGCUACAAGGACUGGUGCUACAUCAGUAUAGGUGGAGAAUGGGUUAAAGCGUGGUGCCAUGUCGACCGGAGCCCCAAAGGUCCGGGUCGCCACGAUGGACGCCAUCAAAUAAAGUUUUUCCGCGACUCGAAGUCUCUAAAUGCCAAAAACCUGCUGUGCUUUAUUCCGGACUGCGGUGAGGUUGAAGAUCUGUUUUUCGUCACUGACCAGGACGAAAGUGUGACACAGGGGACCCUUCCGGAGGACCGGUUUGGAGCUCCUGCGUAUGCCAACCAUCUCAAAGGAAGGCGCCCUCUUUCGGAUUCAAUCGAGACGUCACUAGAAGAUCUUUUGUCGAAGCUCACAACGCUUCGCGUAGUGGGCGACGUUUACUGGCCAGCUGAUGGCAUGAGCUCGGACUCAAGUGGAAGCAAGUCCUCGAUUUUAGGGUCUAUGCCUCUUUCACCCAAGAAAAAGCGCAGGAACACGGUGUCGUUGAAUGGUAGUGGCAGUUCGUUGACUGGCCAUUCUUCGUUCUCUCACAAACGCUCAGUAUCUAUGAGUUCCUCUGUGCAUCAUCCGCAAGCGGGUGAUUAUGACAACAAAACAUCGGAAUUAUUGAUAAAACCCAUCCCACACAGCGGAGUCGACCACUUGGAAUCUCUGAUCCGCUGUGUUUUACCCAUGAUGAGCUGUCUGAGCUUGUACGGCAGGCCCGUACACUUUAGUAACUCGCGUGAAGAUCCAAAUUCGCUAUUAUUUGGCCUUCCAAGGCUCCCCAUUGUCGACUAUUUUGCCAGAGAAGAGAUUGGGCCGCUAUUUGAAUAUCUUGAUGCAACUGUUGGGGAUUCAAAAUCGCUCAACAAGACAUUGGCUGCGCAAAAACUAUAUCUGACGCAACAGAUGACCGAUCCAAAUCGUCGCGACCGCAGUUUUACUACGCUUGAAGAUUUGGUGCGCACCGGAUCCGACUUUUCGGUUUUCACAAGUUCAACAACCGGUUCAGUCAGCAAUUCGCCGUUGAUAUAA